Messenger RNA from Punica granatum (pomegranate), 777 nucleotides. The record is from RefSeq and is a predicted model, not a curated record. NCBI's taxonomy places the organism in Eukaryota, Viridiplantae, Streptophyta, Magnoliopsida, Myrtales, Lythraceae.
AAAUAAAUAGCCUUCCCUCCCCAGGAAAAAAAGAAUUCCACAGACAUCAAAGAGCACCAGAAUUUCAGCUUCAAACCAUAAAUAGGAAGCCUGUUUCGCAGAUUGACUGAUUAAACUAGUGAUGGAAGCAGGAGGGAAGAUGAUUAGGAGAAUAGUGGUGGCCAUAGACGAGAGCGAGGAGAGCAUGAACGCUCUAUCGUGGUGCCUCGACAGCCUCGUCUUUCAGGACAAACCUGGCAACAACGUGCUCGUCCUCCUCUACGUCAAGCCUCCCCCUCCCAUUUACUCUUUCUUCGAUGCCGCCGAGUACUUGUUUUCGGGCGAUGCAGUUGCAGCAAUGGAGAAAUACGGAACCGAGCUGGUUCAUUCAGCGAUGGAUCGAGCUGAAGCUGUCUACCGAAGCUUCAGCACCAGAAUAGAAGUAGAGAGACUUGUGGGCAGGGGGGACCCCAAGGAUGUGAUAUGCCAUACAGUGAAGAAGCUCAAAGCAGACACUCUGGUCAUGGGAAGUCAUGGCUAUGGCUUCAUGAAGAGGGCACUUCUGGGAAGUGUGAGUGAGCAUUGUGCCAAGAAGGUUAAAUGUCCUGUCGUGAUUGUGAAGCACCAAGAUGACCAACAUUGACAUAUCUUCCCUCUUCCCUUAAUUGCAUUUAGAAAUGGAAUUAGCUGUCAGUGUUGUGUUUCAUGUGAUCCUUCAAGCUAUAGGUUAUACUUGCUGUAUAUCUGUGAGCAUAUUUUGUUAUUCUUUCUAAUGAUGUCAUCAUAUGUCCAGCCAAA